Coccinella septempunctata (seven-spotted ladybird) is the source of this 537-nucleotide messenger RNA. RefSeq lists its product as uncharacterized. The coding region runs from base 1 to 537 and encodes 178 amino acids. NCBI's taxonomy places the organism in Eukaryota, Metazoa, Arthropoda, Insecta, Coleoptera, Coccinellidae. The transcript has 2 exons. The record is from RefSeq and is a predicted model, not a curated record.
AUGCUUCUUCAGUCAGUGCAGUUUUGCUGCGAUAAAAUUUCUGAUUUUGAGACUGAAAUAAGUAGGCUCAAUGAUUACGUGAAGAAAACUGAUCAGUUAUAUACUGAAAAUGAUAUGUUGAAGGCGGAGAUGGGUUCUUUGCGGAAUAGAUUGGGGGAAUUGGAACAGGCAGCGCGUCUCAACAACGUCGAGAUCCAGGGAGUUCCUGAAAAAAACGACGAGAACCUUUUACAUAUUGUGGAGAAAAUAGUUCGGUUCACAUCACGAGGCGAAAGAGACAGGUUUCUUAUGGCAGUAAGAAACAAACGCAAAAAUAUUAAAACUCCCAGAAUGUCUUUGAACGGUGUAUCAGGUGAAUUCUUCGUUAAUGAACAUCUAACCCUAAAUAAUGAAAUUCUUUAUAAGGAGGCCAGAAUAGCCGCUAAAAACAAGGGGUAUAAAUAUGUGUGGGUGAGAAAUGGCAUAGUUUUCUGCAGGAAGACGGAUACAUCUGGAAUAUUCGUCUUGAAGAACUCGGAUUCCGUUGGAAGGAUGUGA